AUGCAGAUCUUUGUGAAGAUCCUCACUGGCAAGACCAUCACACUUGAGGUUGAGUCAUCUGACACGAUCGACAAUGUCAAGGAAAAGAUACAAGAUAAGGAGGGAAACCCACCAGAUCAGCAGCGGCUCAUCUUUGCUGGCAAGCAGCUCGAGGACGGGCGAACACUUGCUGAUUACAAUAUCGAGAAGGAAUCCACCCUCCACUUGGUGCUCAGGCUCAGGGGUGGCAUGCAAAUCUUUGUGAAGACCCUCACCGGCAAGACCAUCACCCUCGAGGUUGAGUCUUCCGAUACGAUUGACAAUGUCAAAGCGAAGAUCCAAGACAAGGAGGGCAUCCCCCCAGACCAGCAGCGGUUGAUAUUUGCCGGCAAGCAACUUGAGGAUGGACACACUUUUGCUGAUUACAACAUUCAGAAAGAGUCCACCCUCCACUUGGUUCUCCGUCUCCGUGGUUGCAUGCAGAUCUUUGUCAAGACCUUGACUAGCAAGACCAUCACCCUAGAGGUGGAAUCUUCAGACACCAUCGACAACGUGAAGGCGAAGAUCCAAGACAAGGAGGGCAUCCCCCCGGACCAGCAGCGCCUGAUCUUUGCUGGUAAGCAGCUCGAGGAUGGUCGCACUCUGGCGGAUUACAACAUUCAGAAGGAGUCUACUCUCCACCUGGUGCUUCGCCUUCGUGGUGGCCAAUGUUCAGACCGUAACAUUGAGGGGGAUGAAAAAUUUGGGACGGAGACUGGAUGCAGAUGA
This is a messenger RNA of Triticum turgidum subsp. durum (durum wheat), 747 nucleotides long. Lineage: Eukaryota; Viridiplantae; Streptophyta; Magnoliopsida; Poales; Poaceae. The record is from the annotation of a GenBank genome assembly.